Somion occarium is the source of this 2198-nucleotide messenger RNA. The record is from the annotation of a GenBank genome assembly. NCBI's taxonomy places the organism in Eukaryota, Fungi, Basidiomycota, Agaricomycetes, Polyporales, Cerrenaceae.
AACGUGUUGACGGUGAGAAUUCAGCUCUCCUCAUGCCAGGACCUAUAAAAUAAUCCCCCUCCUGGGUGCCUUCCCCACCGGAUCGCCCUCGUCGACACCGACGACGACGACGAACUCAUUGACGGUGGUCACCAUGUUUGCUCAGUACUCUCCGCUCUUCACCUCUGGUCUGCUCUCUGACUCACCCUCUGCUUCGAGGGCACCUUCACCACAGCAUCCUGUUCGCAAGAACACCCAUGACAGUUUACCACUGACUGUCAAUACUAGAAUGUCAGAUAUUUAUGCUGGCGUCGAGUCCGCUCGAAACCCACAGGAUAAUGACGGUGCUUUGUUCCUCACCUUCCGACCACACCGCAAGCAGGUCGAUGAGGGUCUCUCAUUUCUCUCCUUGGAUCUUGCCGAGUCGCAAUCGAUGCGCUCGAUGAGUCUCAGACGCAAGGACACGGUGACGACAAAGGCCACCACUGCCUUUGGUCGCUCAGAGCCGUCCUCGCCGUCAUACAACUUGCCGGUUUCACCCAUUGUUAAGCGGUCCCAGUUUGCCCCUCAACUGCCGCCCUUGGCACCCAUUAUCUCACCCAUCUCUCCGGUGCCUACUCUUCGUAAAGCUUCCCGCGAGACGCUUCGUUUGCCCUCGCCAAAGCCCGUACCGUCUUCUACAUUGCCUGAACCACCAGCUUCUGCUCCAGCACAUGUUCAGCGUCAGAGGAGACCAUCGAAUUUGACUCUCACUUUGUCAGAUUGCUUUGUAGAAGCAGGUCCAUCUUCGACCUCUUCCUCGCCAUUGAUGUCAUUCCAUCGGCCUUCGUACUCGGCUCCAUCGAUAUUCUCGCAUUUGUCUCCUCUUCGUUCGUCGCCUAUCCUGUCACCGGACGAGGAACGUUCCUACUUCACUUUCUCUCCAACUUCCCCAAUCACAUCUUCUUUCUUCCCCUCAUCGCCUCCGCCUAGCGCUUCAACUCAAGUCACUGCGUCCCCUUCAUCGCCGUCCUUGAAAGCGCCCGAACAUGAACAACCUUCUGCACCGGUUAAUGCGCCCGUAUCGCUUAAAGCUUCGCUUUCGAUGCGCUCAACUGCCACGAUCAAUACGCGUCAACGCAACCGUUCUGCUGCUCUUGAUGCAUUGGAAGGCCGUGGUCGUCGUAAACGCCGCGUGAGACCCAACAACUUCAUGAGCAUGAGCGACGACGAGGAUGACGAUGUCGCUGUGGAUGAGGAAUCCCUUAUCCGGGAUGUGCAGAAGAAAUUGCUUUGGGUCUUGAACGAGGAAGAGGAUGUCGUUCUUCCCAAGAGCGAAAUCAGUUCGAAGCGAGCGAGUAUGGUGAAACCUGACAGCACGUCGGCCAAAACGUCUUCGUCCUCUUCCAAGCGUAGUCGACGAAGCACCAUCGAGAGCUUUUUUUCUCCUCUCAACAACUUCAUCGACUUUAAAGAUGACGAUCGCUCGUCUCUCAGUUGGCGUAGCUUUGUCGAGUUCUCCGCAUGACCGUCCACGACUUUUACUUGACCCCACCGCCUGUGUGUAUCCUAUCUAUUGUCUUGCAAAUUGCUUUCGUUCCUCGAUUUGUUGUACAAGUAUCACUCUCACUCUCAUUCAUUCAUUGUUCAUCAUUCAGCAACUGUUUUAUAUCCUGCAAUCUCCGUACGCUAGUUGUCCACGUCGUCUCGUAACACCUAAUGCUCUAAUCACGUACUCUAUUCCGUCACUCAUUGUCAUUGACACUCUCUUCAAGCUCCUUCAUCUCAUCUCAUCAGUCUUCCACUCGCUUACCGCUAUUGUUCUGGUCGUUGAUGAUGAUGCGCUUUUUUGUUGUACAUACGAUACAUGUACAUGGUUCAGAUCAAAUCAAGAACCCUGGUGAUGACCUGAGUUCCUGAAACACUAGGAAGCUUUUUGUGUUUGUAUCAUUUGUUACCAUCGCGCCGCUUUACCUUAACGACAUGGGUUCAGAAGGCUAUUGUAUUCCUGCUACUUAUUGUUCUUGUUGUCUCACUUUGCAUCAAUCGCCAGGUGUUCAGAUCGCAGAAGCUGUCCUGAUAGACAGUUGCCAACGCGGGGAACAGAGUGAUUGCUUCGACUUCUGUGAAUCCGUGAUACGUCAAGUUCAAGGUAUCACAAUUGCAAUUUAAUGGAGCUGUUGUUGUACUGUUCCCUACACGCCUUCUGUAUAUAUGUGUCACUGAGGGUUUCGGGAUGC